CUGCCUCUCGUGCGUAAGGCGGCCACUCAGGUGGCUUCGGACGAGUUCUCCGCGAACCGUGCUGCAAUCCUUAACAUCUCAUCAGGAGCUGGUUCCAUUAGCACAAACACGACAGGAUCAAUGGAAUUUGGUGCAUUGGCCUACCGUAUGAGCAAGUCUGCACUCAAUUCCCUCAUGAAAACUAUGUCUAUUGAUCUCGAACCUGAGCACAUUCUCAUUGUCAGCUUCUGUCCUGGAUGGGUGCAGACAGAUAUGGGAGGACAAGGCGCAUCGAUUACGAAUAUGUCUCCUUAUUCUGUAAUGGUGACUGGUGCCAACCGUGGCAUUGGCCUUGGUCUGGUGAAAGAGCUGCUCAAGAACAAGGAAAUUCGUCAUGUAAUUGCGACUGCCCGCGACCCAAGCAAUGCAAAGGUAGAAAGGAUCGUCGGCGAUAAAGGUCUCACAAUACUCGUGAAUAACGCUGGCAUGUGGGUGAAGUAUUUCACAAAUCAAGAGCCCAAUCGAGCGGAUCUCAUCAAGAAUUUCGACACAAAUGCAGCCAGCGUGGCUGUCCUGACACAGACCUUUCUGCCUCUCGUGCGGAAGGCGGCCGCUCAGGUGUCCUCGGAUGAGUUCUCCGCGAACCGUGCUGCAAUCCUUAACAUCUCAUCAGGAGUUGGUUCCAUUAGCACAAACACGUCAGGGUCAGGAAAGUUUGGCGCAUUGGCCUACCGUAUGAGUAAGUCUGCCCUCAAUUCCCUCAUGAAGACUAUGUCUAUUGAUCUCGAACCUGAGCACAUUCUCAUUGUCAGCUUCUGUCCUGGAUGGGUGCAGACAGAUAUGGGAGGACAAGGCGCAUCGAUUACGGUCGAAGAGUCAGCAGCUGCUCUAGUUUCCUCAUUUGCCAAAUUGAACAAGGAACAUCAUGGCGGCUACUUCAGAAGAUCUCUCGAACCUAUUCCAUACUAG
Molecule: messenger RNA, 948 nt
Organism: Ostertagia ostertagi
Lineage: Eukaryota; Metazoa; Nematoda; Chromadorea; Rhabditida; Trichostrongylidae
Source: the annotation of a GenBank genome assembly